Messenger RNA from Geodia barretti, 2946 nucleotides. The record is from the annotation of a GenBank genome assembly. Lineage: Eukaryota; Metazoa; Porifera; Demospongiae; Tetractinellida; Geodiidae.
UGAAAAGUUAUUAGAAGCAAAGACGAGAAGAUAUUUACUGCUACAUACGCGCUGCGUACAGCUAAACCUUAAGUGAGCAUACAGUUCCAUGAAUGUAAAGACCAUCAUUCAUCAGAUGGCAGAGAAGGGACAGUGUUUCAUUCCUGAGAAUGUGGAAGACUAGUGAGGAUCAACACAUCGUUCAGUAUGCACAGAUCUCUCAGCAGCAGUUGCCCUAGUGAGUUGAAAAACAGUCAACACGCAGACGAUCGCACAUUGUCGCUUCAGCUCUGUCAGAUCGACUUACGAGACAAAACAGGGUGUCCUAAACAAAAACAACUAGCAGAAAAGCUGAAGUCUGAUCUUGAAAAGCAGUGUUCUAAAAGAAAGACAGAUGUUCUACAAAGAUUUUAUCCUUCUCUUCAGAACAUCUUAAAACUGAACUUAAAGUCAAGGACCUCCAGCAUCAGUUCCUGCUGGCACUAAAAGUUGUUAUUAAAUCAUUCGAGACAUUUCCUGUUUCUCUUCAACGCUUUUGUCAUUUUCUAUCCCAACUAACUCUGCCUGGAAAAAAGUACCAUUCAGUUGUCGAUCCAGAGACACACAAGAAUGCUGCAAGUACACCUGAGGUUUUCAAGGCACAAGCCAGCCUCUGGAACUGCUUCAGUCCCCACCUUCUAAUGAUGAUCUCAGAGGGAUGUGAGUGUCCUGCUGCUAUCCAAGCAAUGAAAGAUUUUGCUCAAGUUCGAAGCAGGUUUUCCAGCUUCGUUAUAUCUGAACAGAUAUACUGUCUUCCUGAAGACAGGAAAAGAUGAUCCACCAAUCAUCUCUUCACAAAUACCACUCCUGCCCCCUUUCUGAGCUCCAGGCACUUUACUCCAAUGUUUUUGAAUGUAUCGAUGAACACAAGAGUACAACCCUUCCAACGACUAUUAGAAUUACUGCUGAAGUCGAUCGGCCUUUCCUCACUCUUCAAGACUAUGAUGACAUCACUACUGCUGUUUGUGGCUACUUCCACAUCCCUCAGGUAGCUCUAGUGUAUGCCGGUUGCUAUGAAGAUGGUCAUGUGAUCUGCUGGACCACAUUUGCUGGUAUUUUGCCAUACUUAAGAGGUGUUCCUCCCAGUAAGGGAUCUGAUCGGCUUAUGGCAGAGCAGAGAAUAGUACAAAUUGCUGCUGGAGACCUGUACUACCGGUGCACAAAUAUUCAGGAAGUAGAGCUUUUUGAAGCAUCACUCUAUGGACUAACAAAUAGAGUUCAGAAUCUGGUGGAGCAGAUUGCUUCUGUAGAUUUUGUGUCAAAGAGUGGCUGGACUCCACUUAUGGUGGCAUCAUUCAAAGGAUAUGCUGAUAUUGUUCAAAUUUUGAUUGAAGAAAAGACGCCAAAGAUUGACAUUAAAGAUAAGAAUGGCUGGGCUGCUCUUCACCUAGCUGCUCUCACUGGCAGAGUUGAUGUGGUGAAGCUGUUGAUAAAAGCACAAGCAAAGAUAAACAUACAGGCUGAGGAUGGUCAGACAGCUCUCUAUAUUGGCAGCAGAGAAGGACAUACAGAAGUUGUUGAACUACUUCUUGAGCGGCAUGCAGAUUGCAGUUUAUGCCACAAAGAUGGAUCAACUCCACUGAUGAUAGCAUCAUAUAAGGGGCAUGCUGAUAUUGUAAAGAAAUAUAUUAAGGCAACUAUAGAACAGAACAAUUUCCAAAGAGAGGAUGGUUGGACAGCUUUACACCUGGCAGUUCAUGAAGGUAAAAUUGCUGUAGUAAAGCUCCUAACUGAUGCUCAUGCUGAUGUGAAUGCUGAAACUGAGGUAACUUUCACUCUCUAUAGUUUUGUUUGGUUUAAAAAAUAGUUCUAUUGUGGUGUGAUGAAGAAAGAAGCCCCUUAACUCUCAGAUCUACGAGCUUUUUUGUGGCGCCACAUGAACACAAUAAAAACUCCCAGUUUCGGUCAAAAAAGAGAUCUGUGGCAGUUUAAUACAAAGGGGUAUAGAUUAUCACCGAUUCAGUUUUCAGCGUUUACCAAUGGACUGUUGAGGAAGGCUGACCUUGGAGGAAAAGACAAAAGUAAAGCUGUUGUGAGCUGAAAGUAUUUGGAUGGGGCAAGUGAUGCCAGGCCUAGUUUAAUAUUCAGGCACACGUGUGCACUGAAUCAGGGGCUGUGUAGGAACAGAGCGAGGGAAAGGACGAAGGAAUUCCUGUUUUGUGAUGAUGAGUGUUAACGUCGUGUUUACUGAAGUGUAGUAGCCUUAGGAACAGUUAACUUGGGGAAGCUUGGGGACCCUUGUCAAUGAUAGUAUAAGGUUUGUGUUGCACAGUCGAUAGAGGAUUAAUGUUAUCUGCUUGACCCCAUAAUUGGUUAGUAGCUAAGAAAGGUUAGGUAAUAAUUAUGGUGAUAAUCUUAGCAUUAAAGUCUCCGGGGAACUGCGGGUGUUGCUGAUGGAGGGGAUUGCUAGGGUGUACGUAGCCAGGUAAUUCAGACACCAGCAGUAACAAAUGUUUGUGUAGAAUUGUUUCCACUCAUCACUCUGGUUACCUUGUCUAUUGUUCUGUAGCUAUGGCUGCCACCUGAGAAUCUUUAUGGACCCAGGGAUUUUUUUGUUUUCUCCUUGAUAGCUAUAGAAAGUGAAAGUAAAUUAACUAAAGGCUGUGAUUACUAAUAAUGCAAAACACUCUUGGUACAAUAGCGAAUGUAAAUAUUAAGAGUGCAUGUUGAGCUUAGCGUGAAUAUACAGUUCCUACAGCCCUGUUUUGACUGCCUAUCCAAAUUGGAGGAACGUUACUCGUAUUAGCCAAUAUCAUUGCAUUUAUGUAUGUAGCUCAGAGGAUAUCUGUGUCCUUGGAUCGGAUCACCUAUUGUUUUUUUACCUUCAGGAUGGGCAGACUCCACUCUACAUUGCUAUCAGAAAAGGACAUGCAGCAGUUAUGAAAAUACUGCUCAAGAAAUAUGCUGACAUCGCUCUCUGCACCAAAG